AUGGCGUCCGUUUCUUCCCUGGAUAAGGACCUUGCGAAGCUCCGGCUAGGAAAGUACACGGUACAGGCUUCGAACGAAGCAAAAGCAUGGAUCGAAAGCACUCUUGGUGAGCCUCUGCUAGCUGAUGACUUGAUGGACGCUCUGCACGAUGGAACAGUACUCUGUCGGUUGGCGAACAAGUUGGUCCCAAAUAGCACCAAGCCAAAGAAGUCCGAGAUGCCAUUCGUACAGAUGGAGAAUAUCGCCAUGUUCCUGAAAGUCUGCCAAGACUUACUUAAGCUCUCACAGCAUGACCUCUUUCUUACUGUUGACCUCUACGAUUUCAAGGAUCCAGCACAAGUUCUUCAAACAAUUGGUGCCUUUUCUCGAAUCGCCCAUUCUCGAAACCCUUCAGUAUUUCCUACUGCUAUUGGUCCGAAAUCAUCCGUAAUAUCCCCUUCCGCGACUGGCAAAUCCAAACCACCGGUACCCGCCAAAACGGCCGUCUCUUCAUGGUCCAAGCCAGUUGAUGAGCUUACAACCGCUCCGGCAUGGAAUAUUCACCAGUAUGGGUACAUGGGUGGUGCAUCUCAAGGGACACAGGGUGUUGUUCUAGGCGCAAGGAGGCAAAUCACAACGGCAUCGCCUCAAGUCCCAAGUUUAAGAGAAAAAGAGGAAAGGAGAAAGCAACACGAGGAAGAGGUUGAUGCCAGAGCUGCCGAAGAAGAGAGGGAGCGACAGAGACAGGAGGAAGCUAACUGGCUUAGAAAGGAGGAGCUUCAGCGAAAGAGGCAAGGUGAACAGGAGCAGGCUUCGCGGGCACGGAGAGAUCUAGAACUCCAAGAACGAGAUGCAGCAGAGCAGGAGAAAAUUAGACUUCGCGAGGAAGCUCAUGCCCUUCGCGAGGAAGAGGAUGCUAAACGGAAGGAGUACGAAGAGCGUCUUCAAGCUGAACGGACCGCGCAAGAUCGUAGGGAGUACCAAGAAGAGGCUAAUAGAUUCCGAGCUUCAAACCAAGAGCACGUAGCUGUAUCUUCGGAGGGUGAUCGCAUUAAGGAGCUUGAACGUCAGCUAGAAGAAGCCAGAGCGCGAGAGAAGGCGUACCUCCAGAAACAACAACCAUCCCAGGGAUCCAACACCCGUACAAUAACCCCUCCUAACGAUGCCGAGGAACGGGAGGCCCUUCGGAGCGCCUGGCAAGAGAAUCAAUCUCGCCCGGUUCCACCUAAACCAACGUCGAAACCAGCAUUUACCCACAGUGCACGGGCCGCACAACGACAACGCGAGCUGCAGGACGAGGAUGAUGCCGCAGAGGCUCCACGAAAAUCCCCAGGACCACCUGCCACACCUCCGAGGAACACUACACCGGCAGCGACCAAGACUUCUCCAUUGGCUAGUACAAGAUGGGGAUUUAAGGGCGCUUCUUCGAAGCCCGUUGGCGCUGGUAUGAGUGUUGUCCAGAGGGAAAUGGAAUUGGAGAGGCAACGACAGAAAGAGUGGGAACGAAAUCAGGAACAGCUACAGGAGGAUAGAAAACUCAUGACCGACAAGGAGAUUAAAGAUGGCGGAGAGAUGCCAUGGGAUAUCCAUCAGUACGGAUAUACGGGCGGCGCGAACCAAGGUACCGAACAGGUAGCGUUCGGGGCUAGGAGACAGAUUAUCGGACCGAAGAGCCAGAAGUGA
Orbilia oligospora ATCC 24927 is the source of this 1662-nucleotide messenger RNA. RefSeq lists its product as uncharacterized. The transcript has 5 exons. The coding region runs from base 1 to 1662 and encodes 553 amino acids. Gene Ontology annotation, molecular function: protein binding. NCBI's taxonomy places the organism in Eukaryota, Fungi, Ascomycota, Orbiliomycetes, Orbiliales, Orbiliaceae. The record is from RefSeq and is a predicted model, not a curated record.